This is a messenger RNA of Dermacentor andersoni, 7784 nucleotides long. RefSeq names its product metallo-beta-lactamase domain-containing protein 1. The record is from RefSeq and is a predicted model, not a curated record. Lineage: Eukaryota; Metazoa; Arthropoda; Arachnida; Ixodida; Ixodidae.
CAAUGGGAAAACUCUAAUGUUUUGAACACGUUUAAAACAUUGCUUGCAGUCAGCAUUUAAAAUAAUUCGCACGUGACGUGAUGUUUAGAUUAUAAUAUUGGGCAAUCAUAAUCCGCAACAUAAAAUAAAAUCCUGUCAAAACACGGUAGCCGCGACGCCAACGACGCGACCAAUGCCUUGACGCGACAAUCUCGCCUGUCUUGUUCGGAAAGGGUUAGGCAGAAACCACAACGAAUGUAUUACUAGUGGGUGCGCGUACUCCGCACGGUCGGCUCCUUUUGUAAACGCGAGACAAAUUCGCGUUGCUGCGCUGAACUCUAUUAUCAUCGCUGACCUCGAUUCAAAUAGCCUUUGAGCGUUCAUAGCAGUCAAGCGACCGAGCGGAGACGAGAGAUGCGAAGCGCCUGCCGUAAAGAAGCGGCUCACCCCGCGAUCGCUAUCAAGGAUCCUGUCAAGGAAGCGUUAGUGAGCGAGUCUGGGAGUUGCGGAAGAUCUCCCGUCGUCGAUUUUUUCGUCUCUGCUUGGGAGAGACAGCCGAAAAUGGACUAUGACAUAAACGUCAUAAAGGAAGGAUACUCGUUGUUGAGCAACGAUGGACGCACCAUGGUAGCUAAUGGGACAUCCACCCUCGUACGUGGGCCUGGCUUUAACAUCAUUGUGGAUACACUGUCUGCUUGGGACAAGGACUUCCUUGUGGAAAGUCUCGCAAGGCUCGGUGUGUCCUGUGAUGAAAUCAACUAUGUGGUCUGCACCCAUGGUCAUUCGGACCAUGUCGGAAACCUAAAUCUGUUCCAGAGGGCCACCCACAUCAUUGGCACCACAGUGUCCAGUGGAGACGUGUACCAGCUGUGCACAUUUGAAAACGACGAACCUUAUAGGAUUGCAACUGAUGUCCAAAUCAUUCCCACACCAGGCCACACCUUGACUGAUGUCAGCGUCGUGGUGAAAACAGCAAAGCUGGGCACAGUGGCCAUAACAGGCGACCUGUUUGAGAAGGAGGAAGACAUCGACAACCCCAAGCUGUGGAAGGAGGUAGGUGGCAGCGAGGACCCGAAACAGCAGUGCAGGAGCCGCCAGAUGAUCCUAGACGUGGCUGAUUACAUAAUACCCGGCCAUGGGCCCAUGUUCAAGGUUACCGAGGAGAUGCGAGAGAAGCAUGCAAGCCUCUUGGAGUCUCACGACAUCGAGGACGGCAAUUGACGCCGCACCUAAUCUAGGAAGUUGUGUUGUUAAGCCCAUGUUCAGCUUUAGUUAAUAAUUAUUAUUGACACUGUCUGUGAUGAUGAAUGUAAAGUGGCAGGCAUCAACUUGUUCAUGUCACGACAGAAUAUGUGUGCCCCUCUUUCCUGUGAGUGAUUUCUGUGUCCAGGCUGAUUGCAGAAUGCGCUCUUACAGCAGUAUUAUUAGAAUAGUUUUGCAACAAAGUAUGACAGAUUUGUACACCUGACCGUAUACAUGUUAUAAAGAUCACAUUGAGAACCCUACAAGGGAAAUCAAUGGCACUCUCCAGGAUUUUUUAAAAUACUUCGGCAAAAUGUAAAACAAGUGAGAAAACUAGUUCCUGAACAACUAGCACCUGCCCACUUGCAUAUUGCCCCAAUUGCAGCAACGAAGUGUGUGUUGAAUUUAUAAACUAAGAUAACCAAGUACAGUAUACCUCAUUUUACAAACGUUUGUCUCCUUUAUAGUUUGCCUUUAACAAGGGCUUUGCAUGCACUGUAAUUCUAUUUUGUUUUGCAUGCGAAUGCCUGUGCUUUUCUGAGAUUUUGUUCUUGUGGUUAUUACUUUAAGUUCAAGUGUAAAAGAGUACCCCAGAAUGACUUGAAUGUUUUUCUCACACAAUGAUGCUCUAUAGUUCUUUUAUGCUGCAGUAUCCACCUGUGGAUUAAGACAUUUUGUGUCAACCUGGCAAGGUUUGAGCUUAAUAUAAUAUUGUUUCCUUGCCAAAAGUGAAUGUAACACUCUUCCGCCCGCCACACUUUACAAGUUCAUUUUUGCAUUUCGAAGAAGGCAAAAUUUUAGCUCAGAACAAUCCACCACAGUGUUGACUAAUGACUUCAUGAGAAAUUCUGCGCUGAACCAGGCGUAACUUUAUGUUAAAAUUCUGGCACUAAAUUAAGACAAGGAUAGAAAGGAGAGCACACGACACGAGUGCCAACAAUUGAACGUUUAUUUUUGAAAUCAACACGGGCACGAAAUUUUGAGAAGAGUGCAUACCUACUUGCUGUGUAUACCCUCUUGAGCAUAAUUUCAUCAAAAAGCUAAGAAUUCAAUUUCAUGCAUCUUAGUCUUAUUAAUUUAGGUCAAGCGACUAAAUAUCGGCAGAUUGUUGUUAAAGUAGCACGCCCAGUAAUGUAAUGUGAUCAAGUGCACACUAGGUGUUCCUUUUAAGCCAGAUAAGGAGAGUGCGCACCACUCGGCUUACUCCAUUUCGGUCUAGGCUUCCUGCGCGUCUUCCCUCUUCAUUUUCACGGCAUGUAACAUUAACUAGCUAGCGAUGCAUCCAACCUUCGCCUUUAGCUUGGAUUUCUACGAAAAGCAGUCCAUGGGAGCAAGAAAUGUUCUAAAUAACUGUUGUACCAUAUUUUGAGUUUUCGUUCUUUCAGUUUUCGUUUCGCUAUUCAAAUACAUAGGACUCUGCCAGGAUCAACAGAACUGUUAGAAUUGUCUGUGAAUUGAAAUUAAGACAUUUCAAAUUAUUGGGAUUUCCCUGUAUAUAGUAUCGGUGCUGUGGUAUCAUUCUCUGCCGCUAGAUGAUGCUACCACCUCAUCAGUGAUGUGAUUUCUUUGUUUGGUUCUGAUAAGGCAUAGGAAUAAAAUCCCUAAAAUUCCAGCUGACUACCAUCGUGUUAAUGUGCUUGGAAAAUGCAAAAGAAAAUGGUUAGCUGGGAGUUGAGAAAAUAACAGGCAGUCUUUUGAAUAAAACUGUAGGCUUCUGUCUACGAGUACAGGAAUAAUCUUAGCUCAGAUGUUCAGGAAUGACAGGCAUUGCCUAGCAUCUAGCAAGUUCUGUUUAUUAUAUUAAAAAAAAAGAUUGUUGUGCGGCCCCUUUAGGACUUUUUUUUAAACUUUCACAAAGAUAUGAACCUAACAAUAAUGAAAAAGCAGGUGUAAGAAAGCAAUUUCAUGCACCCUCCUCUGCUCAUUGUGAUAACUAAAUGAAAAUCGUCACACAUUUUAAAGCGUACCUAUAAGAUAUUGCGAGCAAUAAGUGAACAAUUCUGCUCGACGCUAUCGUGCACUUGCACAGGAGGGCUUAUGCUCACAAUAUAGUUGACAUUGCACUUAAAAAAUGUUUGUGUUUGCGAGGUUUUCGUGAUACAUGUACUGAUAUUGCAAACGUAAACUUUUGCUCAGAGGCUGCUUUAUACCUACACUAUUUGAAACUAGGCUUUUUAUGCAGUCCGAAAUUUCAAUACGAUUAGCUUUUGAUGGCUUUGCAUUUGAUAUUCGUUGAUGUUGCUACUGAGUGUAGUGCACUUGUGUAUGUCUUUUAAAAGCAUGACUAAAUGUCGACACAGUGGGCUUUGGGACAUUACAAGUUUUGCUUGUUGUUAUUGUACAAUCUGCAGUAUGUUUUCUGGGGAUGCAUCUGCUAUAGCCCCCCCCCCCCCCCCUCUUUCUUUUUCAUACAAUUGGUCUACGGUGGUCUGUGCUUGUGAUAAAUCAAGUUCUUGGUGCCAAGAGUAAGCAAAUUUAAGCCAAAAACAUUCUGCUCACAGAAGAGCAAGCUGCUGACAUUUCACUCAGUCUUUCAGUUACUGUGUGUUAUAAAUGAAUGUAGUUAAUGCUAAAAUGGGAAUACCAUAUAUGCAUAGCUCUUCUUGUGUGUGUGUCCAUAGGCAUGAUUAGAAUGCAACCACUCAAGUUAACAGUUAUUGCAAUUACAACCUGUCUUCCUUUGCCCAUAAAGUGCAUCAGCUUUGGUUCACGGUGAACUAAAGAGUUUGAUAGCCUGUCUUAUAUUGUCUGUGAAUACUUGACUUCAUGCCUUGAGAUGUUGAUUGGAUGGUUGGUCUUUUACCAGGGAAGGUGAAGCUGCUAGUUUGACACAAACCUAAAGCAAAAUCUGUUGCUAGUUUAGUUACGUAUCUAGUGAUAGAACUAUCUAGUGAUAGUGUUUGGCUUCGCCAUCUUGUGGCCAUGCUUUGGAACAGAUUUGAGGCUUAAAUGUUCCGAACAUUUUCUUGAGCCUGUGUUUAAAGUUAGUGUGUAUACUGCAUAAAGUUUAUCUUUAAUGUGCAUAACUUGGUAUUUAACAUAUAUAUCCUGGAGGACUUAUGGCUCACUAUGGCCAAUAACUCGCUUCAAGUUGGAAGCGAUUGCCUUUUUUUGCUAGCAGGCUACUAGAUCUCAUUUCAGAUCUCAUCACUUCAGGUCCCCUUCUCACCUUCUCUACUAGAAGGUGCCUUAUGUGGUUUUGUCAGAUUAAACAGAAGUACCUGGUUAGAGUUUCACUUUUCUACAUUCUGUAUAGUUUAUUUCUUAUAGUUUUUCUUUUGUGGCUAUUUAAGGGACAUUUAUACUAAUUGUGCACUAGCCUCUCUGUGCUGUUUGCACUUAAUGCCUUAGGUCUACUUUCAUGCUUUGUGUUAAUGUUCAUUAACACAUCACACAAGGAUUUCUCUUGUUCCAUUGUUUUGGAUGAAAGUAUAAGAGGUUGUUGCAGAACUCUAUUCCGCCUGUUUUUUUGGAUAUCUAUACUCUGUUUCACAUGUAACAGGCAAUGCUAUGAAGGCUGGAGAUAGUUAUUUAUUACGAUUUAUUUAUGUGGUACCCACAGGGUUUAUGCAGGCAUUACAGUUGGGGGAUAGACAGAUUUUUUUUGUGUUGCAGCACUGGUGCUUGAUUGUUCAGUACAGAGCUGCUUUUGCUUUGUCAUGUAUGUCAUUCUAACGGCAGGGAAACACUGCAAGCGUAAUUUGGCUGUGCUAGCCUGAAGGAGCACUAGCCUUUAAUGCUCUUCCAUAGUGGCCACUUCAGUUAGCGUUUAGGAGAUUUGGCUGGACAUUAAAGAGAAAAACCAAGUGUGCCUAAACAGAUGGUGUUCUUUCACAACUCCAUUUUUAUUCAUUUCCUUCACGGUAGGAGAUUGCUUACUGGAAGAAAAAUUAGCAUCUAACUUCCAUUCUUCCUUAUUUUACACUGAAACGUCAGCAGUAGUACAUUAGUGUCAUGUCAUAAAUUUAAAAGUAUUUUUUCAUAUUAAGCCUUUGUGGUCUGAUUCUUGCAUCACAAAUAAAUAAAUAAGUAAAAAUAAACGGUGUCGUGCAGUAAAAUUUGUCUAAACUUGCAAAGUUCAAUUCUUGGCUCCUGUCAAAUACAACGUAGUCCAUUUUUUACUGCUAAACAAUUAACUGGGCUUGAGCUUCCUACCUCAUAAUCCGUAGUUACGGUGGGCUGGUGCAAAAACUUCAAGGCAAUGUCGUCACCAGUCUUUUGCUUUUCUGGCUUACCAAGCCUCCUCUCGUGAUAAAAGUUGCUUCUUUGUAUUCUAGAAGGGUAGCUUGCUAAUACAGAUCAGCCUAUGUUUCUCUUUGGUGUUUUUACAACACAUAAAAAUCACUGUCAGAUGAUUUAUGUUUAUUGCAGGAUAAAGCUUUCUCACAGGGUUCUCCAAUUAUUUUUUUUUUUCUGAGCCAGCCAAACCCAACCCUCUAAAUUUGCUAGUCUUUUCACUUCAUCUAAUCCUUUGUCAACUGUAUUUUCUCUCCUUUGCCACUCAUUCUGUUAUCCUUGUAUAGCUAUCUGCUCUACACAGUACAUGUCCUGGCUAGUUUUUAUUUUUAAUCUCAAUUAGAACAUAGUAACAGAAUUUGCUCUGUAACUCGUACUGUUAUAUUGCUGUCUCUUAGUGUUAUGUCAAUUGUUGUGCCGUUGUUGUUCAUCACUCCUUGUGCUCUUCUGAGCUUCCUGGUUAUGAAUUGGGGAUCCUACACCGUACUCUCUCCAGUCAGUAAGGCCUCUGUAGCAGAACACGACCAUUACCUAGUACAGUGUAUGCCUUACCACUCCUCCUAACCUCACUUAGCCCUAUGACAUCCCAAGCAAUGCCUAGAAAUGCUUCAGUCUUGAUAGGUUUGUUUCACUCUCUAGGGUUGCAUGACAUGUUGCCAAGUUCAGUUUGCAAUGGCAACUUGUCCAGGUGCAAAGAUUCUUGGAUCCCUCUGCUACGUAGCAGGUCCGACUGCCACCUUGAUCUGGGGCUCGUGCUGUGCAGGCACUCAGGUCAGACAUUAAGUGUGAGGUCAUGUUGUAGGUAGUGGCCAGUUACUCUGCCGGGGUAGCCUGUCCUCUUUGGCAAGGGGGUGUCUUUUGUAGUUCAGUGGGCCUUUUGAAGUAUAGCCUUACUGACCCUCCACAGUCCUUUUGCUGGAUCUAAUGCCAUGAAUUGAAGUACAAGCAAGUCAGUGAACAAGUGUACGACUUAGUAUUUUCUGCAUGUGGAUAUUAAAGAGGCACAUCACGUUUAGCAGUCAGUCGGGGUUAUUAUAAUAUUGGCAUUAGCUUCAUAAGUACUGCACACUGCAGUGAGCCAGUGAGGUAAACAUGGAAAGAAAUUUUCGGCAGACUUGUGAGCAGCACAGUGCCUUCCCUAAACUUGAAAGUACAGUCACGUGCAAUAUAGGCUGCAACACGGUGCCCGUGUGUGUUCAAAAGGGCCACAAGGCAGUGCUGACAUGAAUAAUUGCAGAACUAAACACCUUUACAGUUACUAGGAUUUAUUACACCAAUUUUUAGUUUAUCAAUGCCGCUGUGCAGUCUUGGGGCCCUUUAGAACACACGCACCAUGUUGGCACUUAUAUUGUACACGACUGUGCAUGUAAGUGACAAAAGGAUUAUGGCAGAACUGAGCCAAGACUCAGAUGUGCAUGAAGCAGAAUCGCAUGUUAAUGUUUUACAUCGCCAUCUGACUUGCGGUGGGGGCCGCUUGUAUGAAUGUGUUGGGGUCUGCUUUCCACUGUCUGGUGGCGCAACUUAAGAGAGCUGAUGAGCACUUGUGAGUGAAAGUCCUUACUUAGCAAUACGUUCCAGGCCCUGCCUUGUCUGGUUUUGUAACACCUUGGUGCUGUUCGUUCUUCAGUAGUAACAAGCAGAGUGUGCACCAUGUGAUUCCUUGUGGAGUCUGAAUUUCUUGCAGUCUGUUGCGGGCACUGCAUUUUUGGGAAACUGGCACAAAUGGGCUUGUCGCAUGUGCUCACUCGCUGACCACAUUGCAGUCUACCCGACUUGUUGUAGUGCUGUUGUAAGCACUAAUUUCUCAUGUGUCUCUGCCAAGCACGUUCCCUUCUACAGGCUAGUCAAGGAUAUAUUCAUGUAACAAAAAUUGGUUGCCUCUGUAUAUAUAUGACACUGUAAUUUAUCAGAAAAUUGGACCCCUCUGUGACACUUAUACAUCAAGUUGCAGUGACUUAGGGGGUCUAGGUGUGUAUGCAUUUUGAUAGUUCAAAUUUAGCAAAUGGCUCUUGUGCUUGCUGUUAUUGCAAGUACUGCGCUGCAUUUUACCUUAGCUAGAGGAAGAUUGCUUUAAGCAUCCUUUUUGAGGCUUGUGACAUGCUUGUUUAUAUAGUGCAUUCUACAAAGGAUUUUUCAGGAUUGUACCAAGAUAUUUGCAAGUAUUUUUGCAUUUUUCUAGCAUUUUGUAAGUGCGUUUUGCAAGAAAAGAAAGUAUACGCAAGACAUGCUCACUGAAAUGAUGCUGCGUCUCAUCUUUGAGUCAUUAUUUGUGAACCAUUGUAACUACAAUUGUGUACUCUGAAUAAAAAUAUAUUAAUUCUCGGCAA